CUCGGUGGUUUUUCUGUUCUCUUGGUGCUGGUUACUGUGAACAAUUGGCACUCUAGGCUUGAUCUCGAAACACUAAUCCACUACGCCACCAUGCUAUCAUUUGAAACCAAUUAGCGAGAGAAAUAUCUCGUGAAUCGCGACAAGAGCCCGUGUUGCGUCUUGAGCAUUCAUAAGCUCAUGAAUCUCCAUGGCCGCUAUCGGGCGUGAUUUGGCGGCGUUUAGCAUCGUUGGUAGCAGCCGCUUUGUGGGGGGCAAGAGGUCGUGGUUCCAGACUGCGGGAAUUCCUGGGACGCCACACCGGAAUGUCGCGUGUGCCGGUAUCCAGGUGGAUCGAAAGCGGCAUCUAGAGGAAUCUCUCAAGCGCCAGGAGGAAGCGGAUGCACGACGAGCUGAGGCGGAGAUCUCGUGCCCCGUGGACUGCGUCACCGUAGUAAGCAACCUGCAGGAAUUCGAUGCCAUUUUGGAGCGCGCCCGAGAGGAGCACGAUCUGGUGGUGGUGGAUUUCUACAACACCUCGUGCGGUGCUUGCAAGUACAUGCUACCCCAAUUCGUGAAGCUGUGCAAACGGGGAUGCAGCAGUGACGAGUGCGUAGCAGAUCCCCAGGAGGACGACGAGCACAGCGAUGAGAGUCAGAUUGUGUUUGUCAAGCACAACGUUCUGGAUGAUUACGACGAACUCACGGACCUGGCCGAAUUCUACUCCGUUUCCUCCGUUCCCUUGUUUGCAAUCUUUCAGGACGGUUGCCUAGUCGACAAGUUCGCCACCCGAGAUAAGCAUCGACUCGAGCGAGCAGUCUGUCAACUCCUCCACGCCAAAACCACCCCACAGGAAGGCGACGACACCCAAACCAGUUGAUCACUUCUUCGUCUUAUCCAGUAUCUCAAUAAACUUCUUUGGAAUCC
This is a messenger RNA of Selaginella moellendorffii, 903 nucleotides long. RefSeq names its product thioredoxin-like 4, chloroplastic. Lineage: Eukaryota; Viridiplantae; Streptophyta; Lycopodiopsida; Selaginellales; Selaginellaceae. Bases 188 to 856 code for a protein of 222 amino acids. The transcript has 6 exons. The record is from RefSeq and is a predicted model, not a curated record.